Messenger RNA from Alligator mississippiensis (American alligator), 2866 nucleotides. RefSeq names its product NIMA related kinase 7 (gene NEK7). The transcript has 11 exons. Gene Ontology annotation, molecular function: ATP binding; protein kinase activity. Gene Ontology annotation, biological process: protein phosphorylation. Bases 335 to 1285 code for a protein of 316 amino acids. Lineage: Eukaryota; Metazoa; Chordata; Crocodylia; Alligatoridae. The record is from RefSeq and is a predicted model, not a curated record.
AGGGCCAGGAGCGGCUGCCGCUUGCGGGGCGCGGCCGGCACUGGUGCCUGGGCAUUAGUGCGGAGCGGGGCCGGCCCUGCCCUGGGCCGAGGCGCGGGGGCAGAAGCAGGCCCUCCACAGCUUCCUCCGCCCGCGAGGCCUCCCGAGGAGCGCGGGGCGGAGCCGGGUUGCGCUGCUGCUGCCGGCCCUGACAGCUCUUGCCUCCUACUUCACGUCCCGUCACUGCUUCCUUUCCUUGCCCUCCUCUCACAGACACCGGUGCUGCUCGGGGUAGGACUGCUGGCCCUCAGUUGCAGCUAAAGGGCAGAACCAAAACGUCCUGUUAUUUGACACAAUGGAUGAACAGUCACAAGGCAUGCAGGGGCCUCCUGUUCCACAGUUUCAGCCACAGAAAGCUUUACGACCUGACAUGGGGUACAAUACACUAGCCAACUACCGAAUAGAAAAGAAGAUUGGCCGAGGACAGUUUAGUGAAGUUUAUAGAGCAACUUGGCUCCUGGAUGGGGUACCAGUCGCAUUGAAAAAGGUGCAGAUUUUUGAUUUAAUGGAUGCCAAAGCCCGUGCUGACUGCAUCAAAGAAAUAGAUCUUCUUAAGCAACUGAAUCAUCCAAAUGUGAUCAAAUAUUAUGCCUCAUUCAUUGAAGACAACGAACUGAACAUAGUAUUGGAAUUAGCAGAUGCUGGAGACCUCUCUAGAAUGAUAAAGCAUUUUAAGAAACAGAAGAGGUUGAUUCCUGAAAGGACAGUUUGGAAGUACUUUGUUCAGCUUUGCAGUGCACUGGAACACAUGCAUUCUCGUCGUGUCAUGCAUAGAGACAUAAAGCCAGCUAAUGUUUUCAUUACGGCAACAGGGGUAGUAAAGCUUGGAGACCUUGGUCUUGGACGAUUUUUCAGUUCUAAAACCACAGCUGCACAUUCUUUAGUUGACAGCUGUGAUGAUCCCAUAUUCAGGCCAAUGCUAAAAGUGGGUACACCUUAUUACAUGUCUCCUGAGAGAAUACAUGAAAAUGGAUACAACUUCAAAUCUGACAUCUGGUCUCUAGGCUGUCUGCUGUAUGAGAUGGCUGCUCUGCAGAGUCCCUUUUAUGGUGACAAAAUGAACUUGUACUCCUUGUGCAAGAAAAUAGAACAGUGUGACUAUCCACCUCUCCCUUCAGAUCACUAUUCAGAGGAACUGCGACAAUUAGUUAAUAUGUGCAUCAACCCAGAUCCCGAGAAGCGACCAGACAUAACCUACGUCUAUGAUGUAGCAAAACGUAUGCAUGCACACACUGCGAGUAGCUAAACAGAGAACAGAUUAUGAAGAAAUGAACGCAACAUGUUCAAGGAUUUUAAGCAGAUUUUUUGCCUGUUACAUAAAUGUGAUUAUUCAGAGCUGACUGACAUGCAGUGAUUUGUAAAUCAAUUUAGACCCAAACUUAAUCAAUUUGCAAUUUUGAAAAGUAGAUUUCAGUGUAAAAAAUGGAAUGGAUUUAAAACAAAGCUUAACAUACCAAAUAGUAGUUCCUAACAUUUUUAAAGGUGAAAUGAUUUUAGUGUAUUUUUCUCUUUAAAAAAUUGUAUUUUGUUGGGAUUUCAAAAUUCUAAAUAAUCCUUAAGUUGCAAUUUUGCACAAUACUGAUAUUAGGCAUGUUACAUCAAAGCAAAAUAUCUGACACUUUCUCACCUUUUCAAUAACUUACAGAGGUGAAGAAUAAGCAUAAUUCAGUAAAUUUAUUUUAAUAUUUUUAUUUCUACAGAAACACUUUGAAGUUUAUUGUAUUUUAUAAUGUGGGUUGCAAUUUGCAGUUCUGUUUUUCAAGGUCAAUGUAGACAAAAAUCCUCAUUAUCUGUGUGGUUUAAAUGCAACUUUUAAUUUAGGGAAAAAGUUUGAGGGAAGUUGUCAGUCAGACACUGAGAAAUCUUUGUAUCUUGUCCUUUCCCCCUUGAGUUACAGUAGCAUAAAUCAACCCAGAGUGUUUGCUUUGAACAUUGGUGUGGCUGAUUUGAAGUCCUGCAUCCUGAAAUCUGAUCUCUAUGAGUAGAUGCACCUAUGCAGUAGUUUGCAAACCUGAUUAGGCCUGCAUAGUCAGAGCCUAAGACUUAUGCAAACCUCUAUUGUUUUUUUUCCCUGUGCAAACAUGUGUCUCUGUCAUAGCAGAUCAGACUGAAAGAUAUGGGCUUUAAGUUACAAAUCCCCACGUAUUUAUGUUUGUUUCUGUUGUAGAUUUUGUUUUUUAUAAAUCCUUUGGAUCACCUGACAGUAAUAUAUUUUAAAUUUCCUUUAAAAUACAUUUUUAAUUCAGAAACCUGUUGGCAAAACUAUAAUUGUAUCCUGUAAUACAAAUGUAUGCUUCAUUAAAUACAUGAUUUUUAUAUACUGUAUUUACCUGGUGCUGCUUCAUCUGUACAAUCUAUAUAUUUGCAGAUUAUAUUUGAAAAUAUCUUACCAGUAUUUUCAAUUUAAAAGCAUGUGCACAGUAUGUUGGUUAAACUCCAGUAUCAGUCACUGUCUAUACAUGAAUGACUUAUUUUAUUGGCAAGUUAAAGGAAAUAAACACAGUACUUUUAUAUAAAAAAUGUUCAGGGAAGUUGAGAUCUGAUUCCUCUGAAUUUGAGAUCAUAUUUUUGGCAAACAUACCAAGCUAUCAAAAUGAAUCAUUGCUGUAAGUUUGACACAGAAAAUUGUAUUGAUAUCAGUUAUGUUUUCGAGUUUUGAAGUCAGUUAAAUUUUUUUAUAUAAAAAUAUUAGGGAAAAGUAAACUUGUAGUACUCGUGUAAAUAUUGGUCUGUAUACAUUCAAUUCACUAUGCAUUCAACAUUUGCAUCUUUGUUUCUCCAUAUUUCCUGUAAUAAAGUUUUCAUGGUCAGUAUGUGGCAUAAUGAA